AUGACAAGCCGACGGACCAUCCUAAGCCGAUCUUCAGCACUGGAGCCGCGCCAAUCAGUCGCCACCGGAAUAAGAUGUGAGGGGACAAGACGAGGCAGGAGAUUGACAUCAGCCCACCACAAAACCUUGUUGGAUCUGUGCAUGUCAAACAAGUCCGGUGAGAUGCUUGCGAAUCACAAAAAGCGCUUUUGGAAGCAUAUUUCAGCCCUCCUUCUCCCGAAAACUGGUCGACUCUACUCAUGGCAAUCCUGCCGUCGCCAAGCCACGAAGUGGGAAUCCCAGCAAAGCCAUGCUCAAAACCUACCUCGUGACACUGCUGCUGCGCCAGAGAUCCGAUUUGAAGCUCCCGGGCCUCCAGCGCCUCAUGGCUCAAUAGCUCUGCCUCCCAUCUCUCACCUGAAUCUCUGUGUCUUUUGGCCUGCCUGGGAACCCCCUCUUGAAGACUCGAGCGAUGAUGAAAUGCUUCCCGCGGUCAAUCUGCCUCCCGUACGCACUCGAAGUCAUCAGGCAUCAACUCUUGAGACUUUCCACAGCGACCUGAACUCACCAGUCUUGACUGCUAUGCAAAACUUUGAGGUGCAGCUUCGAGUGCUCACUUCCACACUCGCCGACCAAAAUAUACAUGUCCUUGCCAUUGAAAAUGCGUUUCAAAAUUUAAAACUCGAAAUAUCGAACUCGUCAGUGACACACAAUGAAGGGCCUUGA
Messenger RNA from Penicillium angulare, 705 nucleotides. RefSeq lists its product as uncharacterized. Bases 1 to 705 code for a protein of 234 amino acids. The transcript has a single exon. Lineage: Eukaryota; Fungi; Ascomycota; Eurotiomycetes; Eurotiales; Aspergillaceae. The record is from RefSeq and is a predicted model, not a curated record.